CUUCGCAAAUACGGAAGUACAAACCGCGACGUUUUGAAACUGCUCAACGUUUGACAAUUUUCAAAUUACUGCAGUGUUCAGCGAAAUCCGCUUUAAAUCAGUUGUAUUUCUCGUUGGACUGUAUAAAACGUAUUUAACAUGCAUUGUACAAAUCGAGUGAAAUUAAUCAUUUGAAAAGUGAGAUUAACCAGCGUGCUAACUAACUAGCCAGUUGUCUAGGAAACGGAAACGCGCAAAAUAAAAACGCAGGAUGUGACUCACUAGCAAACAAUUUCAACUUUAGAAAAUAUAUCUUGGCAACCAUGCUGCGGUUUGUCAGAGAUAAAGACGGCCACCCUUCAGACGUUUAUUCUGAUGAUGAAGAUAAUGCCGCAUUAGCAGGAAGAAGAAACAUGUCGGAGGAAACAAAUGCAGCUUCACGUGAAAGCAGCGAGAUCCGCAGCUCAACGCCUGGGCGGCUACCCUUACGCCAGCGCUACUGGAAAGACACACACCUGUGGCCCGCUCGAAUAGUCUCUGUGCUAUGUAGCGUAGUCAUCGUCUCAUUUAUCGCUGUGCUAAUCUCCUUUUUGUACAUCGUAUUAAAAGAUCUAAGGGCAGAGAGGAUAACCACUGAAGAUGGAUCAGAAGUGAGACUCCUGGGUUUUUGGAGUAUUUUGGUGUUGUCUUCUGUGGCAGGAGUUCUUUGUUGCAGCUUCUCCUGGACCCUAACAUACUUUGACUCCUUUGAGCCAGGAAUGUUUCCCCCAACUCCUCUUGCUUCAGCCAGACUCAAAAGAAUGACCGGACACUCUUUCCACAUGGGCUACAGUAUGGCUAUACUCAACGGCAUAGUGGCUGCGCUCACUCUUAUAUGGUAUCUCACCUGAUGCAUCUCAACUGCUGCCCAACUGUGGACAUCUCGGCUGCCAUUUAACUUGCAAUUACCAGGAGGCAAUUCCAAGUUUAAAUAGUUCACCCCAAAAUGAAAACUUGCUGCAAAUUUACUCACCCUCAGGUCAUCCAAGAUGAAGAUGAGUUUGCUUCUUCAUCGGAGCAGAUUUGGAGAAACUUGCUCACCAAUGGAUCCUUUGCUGUGAAUAAGUGCCAUCAUUUGUGGGUGAACUAUUGCUUUAAUGGCAGAUGGAGCUGUCAAAUAAUGUUACUAAUAUAACUACGGAUAAAACCUUUUUUUAAAAAAAAAAGCACAAAAACAAACACAAAGAAUGCAAUACUUGUUUAAAAACUUGUUCAGACACUGAAUAACAAGUAAAACAAUAAAGUACAAUGUUUUAUUUUUUA
Messenger RNA from Cyprinus carpio (common carp), 1281 nucleotides. RefSeq names its product ADP-ribosylation factor-like protein 6-interacting protein 6. Lineage: Eukaryota; Metazoa; Chordata; Actinopteri; Cypriniformes; Cyprinidae. The record is from RefSeq and is a predicted model, not a curated record.